Molecule: messenger RNA, 1563 nt
Organism: Phragmites australis (common reed)
Lineage: Eukaryota; Viridiplantae; Streptophyta; Magnoliopsida; Poales; Poaceae
Exons: 1
Coding region: 105-1385 (426 amino acids)
Source: RefSeq, a predicted model, not a curated record
CCCACCCCCAACUUCCAGUAUUCAUUCACUCGCUUCGGCCGUUACCAAACCACACCUCAGUGCCUCCUUCUUCCUAGGCAGGCGGCUUCGGGUGGUCGGUUGCAAUGGUGGACGUGGACCGCCGGAUGGCCGGCCUGACCCCGGCGGCGCACGCGGCUGGGCUGCGCCGCCUGUCCACGCGUGCCGCUGCGGGGCCCUCGUUGGCGUCGGCCUCGCCGCGCCACGGGCUCCACUCGUUCGGCCCGUUCGCGGCCGCAGUGCUCGACCACCUCCGGGCGUCCGGGGUGGCGGUGCUCCCGGGGCUCACGGAGGCGGAGCUGGCGCGCGCCGAGGCCGAGAUGGGAUGCGCCUUCCCGCCCGACCUGCGCGCGGUCCUGGCCAUGGGGCUCCCGUCGGGACCCGGGUUCCCGGACUGGCGGACGCGCGCGGGGCUGCGCUCCGCAUUCGACAUGCCCAUCGCCGCGGCGUCUCUGCAGAUCGCGCGGGGCGCACUGUGGCCACGGUGCUGGGGGCCCAGGCCCGCCGACCCCGACCGCGCACUGCGGCUCGCGCGCUCCGCCAUCCGCCGGACGCCGCUGCUCGUGCCGCUUUUCGACCGGUGCUUCCUGCCCUGCCGCCCCUGCCUCGCAGGGAACCCUGUCUUCUUCGUCACUGACGACCGCGUCCUCUGCUGCGGCCUCGACAUCCUCCACUUCUUCACCCGCGACUCCUGCUUCCAGCCGCUGGACGUGCGGGCGCCGCCAUCAUCGGUCGCGCAGGCCUCCGGCGAGGCCACCACGCCGUACAUGCGCCGCAGCCUCGACGCGGCCUGCGGCGGCAAGGUCCCGCGUUGGAUCGAGUUCUGGAGCGACGCCGCGUCCGACCGGCGCCGCCGCGACUCGGCCUCCUCGGAGACCUCCACCGCGUCGUCGUCCUCCGGGUGCGCGUCGCCGCCGCCGUCCAGGAGGUCGAGGACCCCGCACUGGGUCGACAACUACCUGGACAGGCUCGGCUCCGUGCUGAAGCAAGGCGGAUGGAGGGACACGGAGGUAACGGAGAUGGUCGAGGUGGCGGCCUCCGGGAUGUUCGACGGCGAGGAAGCCCCCGCGGUCGACUCCGAGGCGGUGCUCGACGCGCUGCUGCUGAAGGCCGACCGGUGCUCCGACUCGCUCCGGCGAGCGGGGUGGAGCUCCGAGGACGUGUCGGACGCUCUCGGGCUCGACCUCCGGCGGUGCAAGGAGCGGCCGAGGAACGCCGUACGGAUACCCCCGGAGAUCGCCGUGAAGGUCGAGCAGCUAGCGCAGUCGGUAGCGAGGCCUGAACUCCCCGCCGCCGCCGCCGCCGCCGCCGCCGCCGCCGCCGGAGGCACUUGCUACCGGCGGCCUGCCGUUUUCUUUUCUUUUUAGGAAAAAUGUUACUCUAUUUUAGACUUUUUCACUAUACAAGGAAAGAAUACCUGUACUUUAAUAAAGUAAAUACUGUACUAAAAGUUAAGCCCAUGAUUGUUUCCACGCAAAGAUGUAAAUUUAAUGCUUGGAAGUGAGUACUAACUGCUACAUUCACGGCACAAGUCCUUUCUUUUCA